Acanthisitta chloris (rifleman) is the source of this 1696-nucleotide messenger RNA. RefSeq names its product vacuolar protein sorting 33 homolog A (S. cerevisiae) (gene VPS33A). The record is from RefSeq and is a predicted model, not a curated record. The annotation marks the transcript as partial. The transcript is spliced from 11 exons. Lineage: Eukaryota; Metazoa; Chordata; Aves; Passeriformes; Acanthisittidae. Gene Ontology annotation, biological process: vesicle-mediated transport; intracellular protein transport. Gene Ontology annotation, cellular component: CORVET complex; lysosome.
UCCACGCAGGAGCAUGAGGUGGAGAAGAUGUUCACGCUCAAGCCGGGGCGGCUGCCCCAGGCCGACGUCAAGAACAUUAUCUUUUUCGUCCGGCCCAAGCUGGAGCUGAUGGACAUCAUCACGGACAACGUGCUCAGGGAGGACAGGGGUCGUUCUCCCCAGAGGGACUUCCACAUCCUGUUCGUGCCGCGCCGCAGCCUGCUGUGCGAGCAGUGGCUGAAGGAGCAGGGCGUGCUGGGCUCCUUCAUCCACCGCGAGCAGUACAGCCUCGACCUCAUCCCCUUCGACGGAGACCUGCUCUCCAUGGAGUCCGAGAGCGCCUUCAAGGAGUGUUACCUGGAGAGUGACCAGACCAGCCUGUACCACGCUGCGAAGGGGCUGAUGACCCUGCAGGCUCUCUACGGAACCAUCCCGCAGAUCUUUGGGAAGGGAGACUGUGCUCGGCACGUGGCUAACAUGAUGAUCAGGAUGAAGCGUGAAUUCCCCGGGAGCCAGAACUCCAUAUUUCCUGUCUUUGAUACCCUCUUGCUGCUGGACCGCAACGUGGACCUGCUGACACCGCUGGCCACGCAGCUGACCUACGAGGGGCUCAUAGAUGAGAUCUAUGGCAUCCAGAACACUUAUGUGAAACUGCCUCCUGAGAAGUUUGCCCCCAAGAAGCAGGGUGAGGGUGGCAAGGAUCUCCCCACGGAGCCCAAGAAGCUGCAGCUGAACUCUGCAGAAGAGCUGUAUGCCGAAAUCCGCGACAAGAACUUCAAUGCUGUGGGGUCAGUGCUGAGCAAGAAGGCCAAGAUCAUCUCAGCAGCCUUUGAGGAAAGGCACCAUGCAAAGACUGUUGGGGAGAUCAAGCAGUUUGUCUCACAGCUGCCACACAUGCAGGCGGCGAGGAGCUCCCUGGCCAACCACACCUCCAUCGCAGAGCUCAUCAAAGACAUCACCACAUCUGAAGAUUUCUUUGACAAUUUAACGGUGGAGCAAGAGUUCAUGUCUGGAGUAGACACAGACAAGGUUAACAACUACAUUGAAGACUGUAUAGCUCAAAAACACCCACUGAUCAAGAUCCUGCGCCUCGUUUGCUUGCAAUCUGUGUGCAAUAGUGGACUGAAGCAGAAGGUUCUGGACCACUACAAAAGAGAGAUUCUCCAGACGUAUGGCUAUGAACACAUUCUGACCUUAAACAACCUGGAGAAGGCUGGGCUCCUGAGGCCUCAGACAGGGGGCAGGAACAACUACCCCACCAUCAGGAAAACCCUGCGCCUGUGGAUGGAUGACGUUAACGAGCAGAACCCCAACGACAUCUCGUACGUGUACAGCGGCUAUGCCCCGCUCAGCGUGCGCCUGGCGCAGCUGCUGGCACGCCCGGGCUGGAGGAGCAUCGAGGAGGUCCUAAAGAUGCUGCCAGGCCCCCACUUUGAGGAGAGACAGCAGCUACCUACUGGCCUUCAGAAAAAGCGUCAGCACGGUGAGAACAGAGUCACCCUGGUGUUCUUCCUGGGAGGUGUAACGUACGCAGAAAUCGCCGCGCUGAGGUUUCUGUCCCAGAUGGAAGAUGGAGGCACAGAGUACGUCAUUGCCACUACAAAACUGAUCAAUGGAACAACCUGGAUGAAAUCCUUGAUGGAAAAGCUGGAGCCUGCCCCUUUCUAGGGUCUGUGGUGAGACCGUAGAAGUGAGAGGCUCUGUGGGACAGAGACAU